Messenger RNA from Mya arenaria, 2157 nucleotides. RefSeq names its product dehydrogenase/reductase SDR family member 7-like. The transcript is spliced from 9 exons. The record is from RefSeq and is a predicted model, not a curated record. The coding region runs from base 289 to 1257 and encodes 322 amino acids. Gene Ontology annotation, molecular function: oxidoreductase activity. Lineage: Eukaryota; Metazoa; Mollusca; Bivalvia; Myida; Myidae.
CUUCUUUACGUGAUCAUCGGCUUAACAUUAAAGGCCACGAGUAUGUGCAGGUUGCUGGAUUUCCAGAAGUGACAUCAGCGUCCAUUUACGUCUGUUUCAUGUCCUCCUCGGAUGAUGGUUCCCAGCAAACAUUUGACGUCGACGCCGUCUCGACGUCGGACUCUGACGUAGGUUUGACGUGGAAUUUUAGUGGGUUUUGCAAAGUGGUUUGUCGUCAAAACCCGACGUCGAGGUGACGUCACAAUAACGACUGGAAAAUCAAUUGUCCCACCCUGACAGUGUCCAAGCAUGUUUAUGUUGGUAUUGGCUGUAAGCGUCCUGGUUCUGCUCGUAUGGAGACUGUGGCGUCAGGACUGUGAUCUCACUCUCGAGUGGAACCUCCGCUUUGGGAAAUCUCCAGAGGCGCUCAAGGGUCGGGUAGUCUGGGUGACGGGAUGCUCGAGCGGUAUCGGCGAGGCGCUUGUUCUGGAGUUCGCGAGGGCAGGUUGCCGCCUCGUUCUGUCCGCGCGCCGCGAGGACCUGCUGGUCAUAAUCAAGCAGAGGUGUAUAGAGGUGUCUGGUGGCCGGCUGUCCUCAGACGAUGUGAUGGUACUGCCGCUCGAUCUGCUUAAGCACGAGACACACGCGGACGCCGCGGAACACGUCCUCAAAUACUUCAAACAGAUCGACUUGUUGGUGAACAACGCUGGCCGCUCUCAGCGGAGCUUGAUCGUGGACACGGCGGUGGAGGUGGACCGGCAGGUGCUCGAUCUUGACCUUCUGGCGCCUAUCUCCCUGACCAAGGCUGUGCUGCCUCACAUGAUCGCCCGGGGCCGGGGUCACGUCAUGUGCACAAGUAGCGUCGCCGGCAAACUGCCCGCACCUGGAUCCGCAACAUACAGCGCGGCAAAACAUGGCUUACAAGGUUUCUUCGAUACGCUUCGAAUAGAGUGUGCUCCUCACAACAUCGCCGUGACAAUGGCGUGCCCGGGUCCAGUGUUCUCGGACGCGCUCCUGCAUGCAUUUACUGAUAAGCCCGGUCAGACCUUGAACGUACCGAUGGACCGUACAUGGAGCCGGAUGACGGCUGCCCGAUGCGCUCAGCUGAUGGUGGUGGCGGCCGCUAACGGGCUGCACGAGGUAUGGGUGACACCCAACCCCGAACUUCUCUUCUGCUAUCUCUUCCAGUACGCCCCAUACAUCGCAAGAAAGGUGUCACUGACUCUAGGACAGCACCGGGCCAACAAGGUGAAAUCAGGAAUUGCAGACCUACACUGAGCGGUCUGUGUGCAGGGAUACACGCUCAAUACCGCGAUAUAUUAUACUGGAAGCCGGGACACUGUGAUAUGCUUGACACGUACUAUAUACUUAGUACAUUAACUAUCAAAUGCGAGAUGAUCAUUUUUUCUGAAGUAGAAACUAAAACUGGAUGCUUUAACACUAGCGUGUUUGUUUUUCAAGUUCAUUUAAAGGAUUAAUGAGCAGGGCCAAGUUUCAUUAAAGACAAUACGGGUUAACAUAGUAACUUAAGGCGUAACCCCGUUAAGCUGUAAACUGUUUUUUUAAUGUAAGAAUAAUUAUUGUAUUCCGAUUCCGCUCGUAAAUGUACGGGUGUCCGCAGGGUAAGGUUAACGGCUAAGGAGGGUUGGUACUCAUAAAACGUCACAAACCAUUUCCUAACUAAAGUCGAUUUGAAGAAGUCAAUUAAAGAGAGAAGUUUUAAAAUUAGAUCCAAUCUAAUUAUUCGAUUCUUUUUCUGGUAUACUUGUUUUAUACUGAUGUAUUAUUGUAAUAUUAAUAAAUAUUUCGGUUUAACAAAAAAAACAACAAUUAAAAUUAAUAUGACGUAUACGCGGUUUAGAUGUAAACGUUUAUUUUUUUAAUAAAGUCAAUGGGAAUAAGGAUUCAGAUGAAACAAAGUUAUUACAUUAUAAGAACAGUGAGAUACUUAAAUUAGGAAAAUGGCUGAAGUUAAGGAAUCGACUUGAUAUGUUUUAUGAAAUUUACCACCGAGUAGGAGAGGUAGCACAUCACGAUCUCCGCUAUUAUCUAUGUACAAAUGGCUGCCUUAAAGGGACCAUAUUAACACAUAUUUUGUGUUUGGCAAUAACUCUUUCUUACAUGUUUAAAUGAAUGACUUAUUUUAUUUAGUAAUUUAAUGAAUAAACAUCAAACAGA